Molecule: messenger RNA, 643 nt
Organism: Lepisosteus oculatus (spotted gar)
Lineage: Eukaryota; Metazoa; Chordata; Actinopteri; Semionotiformes; Lepisosteidae
Source: RefSeq, a predicted model, not a curated record
CUCAGCCCGGUAGUAGCGUGGUUCAGUGUGAGCAGACACCAUUCUGACCCGGAGCUCUUCAGCAGAGUAUUUGCAGGGCGAAUUUACUUCAUCCUUGUGUACUAUGGCCCCGACAGGUGAGGUCGUGAUCGCCAGCGCCCCGCGGGUCUGCGCCGAGAACCGCCUGCGCUGGGACCUGAGCCCCGAGCAGAUCCGGCAGCUGGCCGACGAGCUGAUCGAGAGGACCAAGCGCGUGUACGACGCCGUGGGGGCCCUGGAGCUGGAGGCCGUCACCUACGACAACGCCCUGAAAGCGCUGGCCGACGUGGAGGUGGAGUACACAGUGCAGAGGAACGUGCUUGACUUCCCCCAGCAUGUGUCCUCCAACAAGGAGGUGCGGGAGGCCAGUACCGAGGCCGACAAGAAGCUGUCGGAGUUCGACGUGGAGAUGAGCAUGAGGGAGGACGUCUACAGGAGGAUCGUGGCUCUGCAGGAGAAGCUAGAUGCAGACAGCCUGCGCCCUGAAGCCAAAAGGUACAUGGAGAGACUGAUUAAGCUUGGGAAGAGGAAUGGGCUCCAUCUGCCCAAAGAGACGCAGGAGGAUAGGCCCUGGCUCCCCAAUAACCAUGAAUUGGAUAAAGUGAUUGGAAAAUGGAAGAAUUGA